AAAAAAGCGAGUACGCUUCGUUUCUCGCGAAAAUUCUGUUAUUUCUCCAGGGGAAGAAACAUUAUGAACUGAUUCGCUUCAAGUAACCGAAAUCCUCAAGGAAAUGUUCGUCAAUAACUUCUUUAAACGGAUACUCUCGUCUCUGCUUCGUCCAUGGCUGGAGCACGAUCUCGAGCUAGACCUCCAUUUAGGGUUCAUAAAUUCCAUCGCCAUCUCCAAAAACAUUCGUCUUGACACCUCAGCUCUCAACCGCCAGAUUAUCGACGGUUCAUCUUCUCCGUGUUUCUUUUUCAAAGAGUUCGUUAUCGGAGAGUUGGUUGUUCGAUUCUCUGUUUGGUCAGAUUCUGCUUUUUCCGUUGAAGCUCGUGGUGUCAAUGUUACUCUGUCACUUGAAGAAAUGGGAGAGGAAUGUACUGCAAAGGUGCGGAAUUCGAGUACUGCGGUGUUGGAGAGUUUGAAGAAUGAUUUAUCCCUGAUAGACCCCGAGGGUAGUGCUCUGCAUGAUAUUUUGGCAGCAACCUUGGCUACUGCUUGUGGGAGAAAUCGGUUUCAGUCUUCCUUUUUGAAUCUCAUUCUCCAACAUUGCCGUCUACAGAUACUUGGCAUUAAUUUGCAAAUACAAUUUCCCACCUUAGAUGAUUCCUUUGUAUAUCUGUUGAAUUUAGAGAAGCUUAAUGCAGAAUCUCUACAUUUUGUUCAUGGAUGUCUUUGCAGAGGGCUUGUUAAUGUGCUCUUUCUACCUCUGAAAGAGGGAUCUUUUGUUGUUAGUGGUGAUUCCUUUAAGAUAAUAUAUAAGAAAAGCAAUCAAAUUAGCCGUGUUUGUUCCUCCAGUGCACUGGUUACAUGCAUCAAGUUAAAUGAUCUUGAACUUGUAGAGUUCAAUCUUCGUGUUCCAGAAUUAAGUUUCUCAUUUUCUCCGGUUGAUUUUCCCAUUUUCAUGGAACUUAGUAAUGUGCCCUCGAAAGAAUUCAAGCGGGUCAGGAAUGGUCGGUAUCUGUGGAGACUAGCGGCUAUUAAAAUAGGUCAUGUUAUUUCAGCUCCCAAAUUAUCAUGGUACAAGCUAGUGGAUUUUACUAUUUUGUGGCUACGGUAUGUGAAUCACUACGAGUAUCUGUUGUCGCUAGUUCGAUAUUCCCCUGAUCACUUAUCGGAAAGACCUGAUAUUAAGAUACCAAGAGACAAGGUAAUUCUGACUUCUGCUAAGCACUAUUGGGCGGUGAUUUUUAAAAUUGAGAAGGAGCUGCCUGCAGAAGCUAUUGCACAGGCUCGGAGAAUAGCUCGAUAUAAAGCUUUGUCAAGUGGUCAACAGUCUGAAGAUAAUUAUGCAGAACUCUUUGUUAAUGCCCGUUUCAAAACCUUUGUUCAGAAAGUUAUGCAAAUUAUCCUGCCAAUGAGGCACCUUCUCUUUUGGAGGACAUCUGCAAAUCAAGAUGACAAGUUUGUUGGAAACCCAGGAAAUGUUUCUGAAAGUUCGUAUUCACGUUUCCGCUUCAUUUUAAGUCUUGGGAAAAUUUACAUUACCCUGUCCUCAAUGAGUGCAGCCCAGAUUGCUAAUGAAGAUGUGAAGUCAGAUAUUGGGAUCUCAUAUUCAGAUGUUUUUUCAUUCCGUUUCUCUAUUAAAGUGUUUUUACUGAUGUACAUAGAAGACAUCUUUAAACAGUCAUUGUCUUUUUCCUGUGGAAAAGUGAAAGUGAAGUAUUUCAUCAGUUCUGUUGGAGAAGAAAAGGAGAGAAUUAAGAAUUUGAAAAUUAUUCUGCAGGGUGAGCCUGCAAAAAUCUUUCCCUUCUCAGAAAGCAAUAAAACUAGUACCAUCAAUCAUGCUGAAGGUGGUUGUGACUCAUGUCUAGAAAAUUUUAUAGGAAAAAUGUGCUUGGAUUGGAAACAAGCUUGCAAGCAAUUUGAAGAAAGUGAAAUCAGGUGCCCUCAAAGUCCACGACUUCUUUUUGAGAUGAAAAGCUUUCUGAGACAUCCAGAUUUGGAAAAGCUAGGCUCUGGGCUUUGGAAAUGCAAUCUGACAGUGGGAAAGCUCAACAUAGCGUUAGGAUAUUUAUCAAUGAUAUCAGUGCUCAUGCUUGUUAGGCAGAUACAACAUGCUCUACACUGGACUCGAGGAAAUGGGUGUGGCAGGGAUUUCUCAUAUUCUCCUCGAAAUACUGUUCACCAUCAAGAGGAUAGUUGGGAAAAAAAAUAUGAGGGCUAUUCUAGUAAAAUAAAGAUGUCCUUUAUGAAAAUGCUUCCUGGGAAAGACAUUCAAAUAGGAGUGCUUAUGGCUGGUCCUCGCAUUCAAUUCUCAACUAAGAAGAUUGGAACAAGGAAUGUAAAUGAAGGUGUGAACAACCAUAUAGUUAGCGGGGGUGAUUUUCACCUAGGAUUUGAUAUCCAUGAUAUUGAAGUUGUUGUUUGGCCAAGCUCGAAAUCUGGUUUGGCACCAAUACAUGACUUUAUAGUACAGGAUGAUGAAUAUCCUGAAUGCCUCAGGUUGCAGGAGCCUAAGAUACUUGAUAUUCCAAAAUUGGAAAAUAAUAAGUAUAGAUCUAAGGAUGCAAAUUCACUUCAUUUCUGUCUGAAAUUCAAUGGUUUGCAGGCUUACUUGGAGGACAUAGUAGACAGACAUAAAAACCAAAUAUUUGUAUUAGAUCCCAUAACAUUUCAAAUUUCAUCUUUCAGGCAGUGUGCUCAUUCGUUUAGCACAACCUCUAUUGCUUUUUCGACUGUGUUUUAUGGGCUGGCCAUGGGAUUUACGCUGUUAUUAUUUAUGGAUGAUUUGUCUGCUUGCAUUCAGGCUCUCACUGAUUUGUAUUCUGAUCUAUCACAUCUUUGUAACAACUUUGGUUCACCUGGUAAUGAAUCCUUCCAAAUAUUGAGACAUGGUAUGGUUUCUGGGGUUUACGAGGAUGAAGAGCUUCCAAAUGCGACACCCUUGAUAUGUAAUAAUACGCUGUUUUUAAUUAAUGGCAUCUUUAAACUCAAGUCAAUGGAUAUCUUUCUCUGUAGUUCUAGGAUAAGCAAUGAAGCAAGGAGUUCUAAGAUGGCUAUUGGUGCUGUUAGUAGCACAAAUUCAGCUGCAAAUAACUUAUCUGAUUAUGGUAUUUGGAUUUCACUCCCUCGAAUGUGUUUUGACAUAUUAUACGAGGAAAUGAAACUGGAGUUAGUCAUUGAUUUAUCAGGAAUUCAAUCUGUGAUCAUCAGAUACCAGGAGAACAUGAGAAAAAGGUUUACUCGCUCUGCAGUUAAAGAGUUUCUUCUUUGUUCACACAAUUGCUUAUAUGAGGUAUUUUCAUCUCAUUGCAUAUUUACUUUAUUGUUGAGUCUGCCUGAGAAUUUGUCAUCAUCAACUAGUGUGAAUGAGAUGCGAGAUGUUUCUACUUCUGAGGUAAAUACAUCAAGCGCAGUGUCUAGCACAGAACAGUCCCCAAUUGUAGAAUCUUCUGAUUUUCUUCAAAAGUUGACCUUUACUUCAAAUAUCCCAGUGCCAGCUUCAAGCCAUUGGAUAUUCAUAAAUAUUGUAGUCGAUGAGGUGUUUGUGACAAGGUGUUCAGUGAAAAAUAUUCUGAUUGAUGCACAAAAAAUAAAUAAGCUGCUGUCAUCUCUUUAUGUCGGGGCAAAAUCCCAGACGAUUACUUGGGAAAUCCAGGGAGGUUUUCUUUGCCUUGAAGCAAAAGCUUUGGCAAUGUUUAUCCAGUGCACUGCUUCCUACGUACAUCACAUUAAAAAUGCAUUAUCUAUUGUGCAAUCAACUGCAAGGAGCAUGCAAAAACCUGCACAUAAUGAUCAUUCUUUUGGUGGACAUUCCCAAGAGAUGCUACUUACAUCUCAGCAAGUCAGACAGGAACAUCCCAAAGCUUUUAGUUUUGAUGUCUCUCAAUUUUCUCUUGCUCUUAUCGUUGAAAGUGAAUCAAGUCAUAUUCAGGAAUUUGUGUUGGAGCUUGAUCUUGUUCUGAACCUUGAUUUGGAUAAUAUGCAAAGGAAGUUUAUGUUUAAGCUUUCUCGACUAUCAAUUUUUUCUCAAGUCUUUCAACAAAGUGGAGAAGAAGAAAUCCAAAUUCUUCAUUCUUCUACCCAGUCAAAGUUAUCUUCUCAGCCUUUAUCUGGGGAAUCUUCUGUAGCCUUUAAGCAUGAAAAUGGUCAUUUUCCGGAUGGUGACAGUUAUUCUAGAGCUUCUGCUUCUGAGGGGUUUAUUUGCUUUCGUCAUCAAGACUAUAUCUUGAAACAUUUAACUGCUUGUUUAUCAGUUGAGAAAGCCGAAGUUAUUCCAUUAGAUUCAGAACAGGUUUGGGUUGGCAGUGGUUCUAUUUCAGGUUUUGAUAUGAAAAUUACGUUGUCUGAACUAGAGGUGAUUCUGUCCAUGGUCUCAUCCUUCUCUGGGUUAUCUGUCAAUGGCUCAACUGGUGAAUCUGUGCAAAGGAACUGGUCUUAUAACCCUCAAGAUGAAAAUAACUUUGAGGCUAGGAUUCCUAAUGGGGCAAUUGUUGCUAUUCAAGAUGUACAUCAGCAUCUCUACUUCACAGUUGAAGGUGGAGAAAAUAAGUAUGCUAUAGGUGGUGCAGUUCACUAUUCUUUUGUCGGAGAAAGGGCACUUUUCAGGGUCAAGUACCACACACAAAGGAAAUGGAGCUCAUCAGUGUUUUGGUUCUCCUUGAUAUCAUUGCAUGCUAAGGACAACUCAGGAGAGCCAUUGCGAUUAAAUUCUAAUCCAGGAUCAGGUUUUGUUGAGCUCUCCAGCACCUCUGAUAAUGCUUGGUCACUUUGGAGAGUUAUUUUCUAUGAAUCAACUUAUGAGGGUGACAUUGACUGGGAGCCUUACAAUCAUGUGCUUAGAAACACAUUUUACCUGGUGAACAAGAAGAAUGACUGUGCUGUUGCUUUCAAUGAUAGGGUUCCAGUGUUUGUCAAAAAGCCUGGAAAUCCAUUCAAGUUCAAAGUGUUAAGUGAUGUUUCUGUUGCUCAAGAAGUUGCGACACAUGAUAUGUACUUUAUGAACUCUUUUGGAACCAAGAUAGAUCUUGGAGCACAUGAAGAUGGAAAGAGAAGUUACUGGCAAAGUGGAAAACUGCCUUGCAUUGGUAUUGGUAUUGACAAAGUUUCUUUAACCAUCUUCCAUGAAUUUUCAGAUGCAAAUGACAGGUUUCCUCUCCUUCAUGCUUGCAUUUUUGAUACUCAACUUAAUUUACAAAUGCUCUCCACUAAAUCCAGAGUUAUAAGCACUUCAAAGGCUUUGCUUCAAUAUUUUGAUGCUCAGGCAAACUUCUGGAGAGAUUUUCUUCACCCUGUUGAAAUAUGUAUUUUCUAUCGUUCUAGUUUCCAAAAUCCACAUGGUGUGCCUGUUCAUGUCUAUUGUAGAACCAAAGAGUUGGAGAUAUCUCUAAAUGAGCUUUCAUUGGACAUUCUUCUUUUUAUGAUUGGGAAAUUAAAUUUGGCUGGUCCAUUUUCCCUGAGAAACUCUAUGAUUCUGGGAAACUGCUGCAAGGUGGAAAACCAGACAGGUUUGAAUCUUCUUUGUCGCUUCUAUGGUAAGCAAGGUGUGACAGUGGGCAGGAAACAAUCCGUGUCCCUUUUUCUAAGGCUUUCGGCUUUUGUACAUCAGCCACCAGAUCCAGAGCCACUUGUUUCAGUCCAGCUUUCUCUUCCUGGUUCAUUUUCAACUUCACCAAUUCAUCUUUCUCUUCUAGGAGCUCAAGCACUUGCUUGGAGAACACGUAUAUUGUCACUCCAAGAUUCAAAAUCUUACCCUGGGCCUUUUGUUGUGGUUGACAUUUCAAGGAAAGCAGAGGAUGGUUUGUCAAUAGCAGUUUCUCCAUUAAUCAGAAUACAUAAUGAAACUAAAUUGUCUAUUGAGCUACGAAUUAGACGACCUGAACCAAUGGACGAUGAGUUUGCAUCUGUGUCCUUGAAGGCGGGUGAUACAUUUGAUGAUUCCCUGGCUUCAUUUGAUGCUAUAAAUUUGUCUGGAGGAGCUAGAAAAGCAUUGAUGUCGUUAAAUGUUGGUAACUUCUUAUUUUCUUUUAGACCUGAAAUGUCAAAUGACUUGAUGCAAUCUGGUACUUCACUUUCAGUCGAGUGGUCAGAUGAGAUAAAAGGUGGAAAGGCAAUUCGUCUUUCUGGAAUUUUUGAUAAAUUAAGCUAUGAAGUGCGAAAGGCUUUAUCUGUUGGAUCAGUGAAAUGUUCCUUUAGCACGACCUAUUGUACAGUCAAAUCUGCAGCUGCACAUGUUUCUGACUUGCACUUUUUAAUUCAAAGCAUUGGAAGAGAAGUCCCUAUCAUCAAACCUGAUAAAUCUAAAGAUGGGCUUGAAAAUAGAAAUACACCAAUUUCCCUACAAGAGCAGAAAGAAAUUUUUAUUCUUCCCACUGUGCGGGUUUCUAAUCUUCUGCACUCAGAAAUACACGUGCUUUUGAAUGAGACAAAUUCAUGUACCUCUACUGGAUAUGACAACAUUGGGAAGGAGGCAACUCUACCUUGCAGAUCAACUGUUGAUUUUUACGCUAAUCCUGCUAUAAUGUACUUUUUUGUUUCAUUAACUGCUUUUAGUUCAACAUCUAAACCAGUAAACAGUAGCGAAUGGGUCCAAAAAUUACUGAAGCAUAAGAAUGGUGUUCGUUGCUUGGACAUUGACCUGGAUUUCUGUGGUGGAAAAUACUUCGCAUCCUUAAGACUAUCCCGUGGAUACAAGGGCAUAUUAGAGGCUACUGUCUAUACAAAGUAUACCCUGAAGAAUGAUACCGAUUUCUCUCUAUUCUUCUUUCCUUCUGGUCAGAAGCCUUCAUUUAGAAAUGAAAUGGGGAGAAUUCCUCCCGAAUUUGGUUUAUUUUUGCCUCCAAAGUCAACGGGGUCAUGGUUUCUGCGAUCCUUUAAAACACAUCUCAAGUUAUUCGAAAAUCCUGCUUCUGAAGCACAAUUUGAUUUGGAUGCUCUAUCAGGCCCUACAGAAGUGAGCCUCGAGAUAGAGGAAAUAUCUGGAGUGAAAUAUAUUGCAAAGUUUGGGGUAUCUAUAGGGCCUUCCUUGAAUAGGGUUGUACCUUCACAAAUAAUAACAAUUGCUCCAAGGCAUGUUGUGCUGAAUGAGUCGGAUGAAAAUAUCACUGUUCGGCAGUGUAAUUUGGAGGUUGACAUAGCUGGCAUGAUUUCGAUCAACAGUGGACAGAGUGCGGCACUGUUGCUGCAGAAUGAAAUUGGCAAGAGGACAGAAUACAGCUUAUUUGAGAAUUUCAUCAAAAAACAUAGAAAUGAUUUUGAUAGUUCUUUAAUAUAUAUUCAGUUUCAAUUGAAUGAGUCUCAGUUGGACUGGUCAGGGCCAUUGUGCAUCACUUCAUUAGGACGUUUCUUCCUAAAAUUUAGAAAGUAUUCAAGCCAGUUUACAGUAGAGGACAGAAAGAUUGCAGAAUUCGCAGAAGUUCUUGUAGUUGAAGAAGGUUCCACAAUUGUAAUGCGCUUCCAUAAACCACCUAAAAGCAAGCUACCAUAUCGGAUUGAGAAUUAUCUGCAUGGUGUAUCCCUCACUUACUAUCAAAAGAACUCAUCAGAGCCGGAGUUUCUUGGAUCUGAUUGCUCUGUUGAUUAUACCUGGGAUGAUGUUACACUUCCUCAUAAACUUGUUGUUAUACUAAAUGAUUUGAAUCUCCCACGUGAAAUAAACUUAGACAAAGUGCGGACAUGGAAGCCCUUUUACAAACUUGCACAAGAAAGGUUAGCAUCUCAUAUGGUCUUUGACAAAAGAUCCAAGGGCAAGAGAAGUAGAUUCGGUGAGCUUCACGGCAUGAAUGAGGUAAGGGUGGGGUAUGAAGUAUAUGCAGAUGGUCCCACACGUGUUUUACGGAUUUGUGAGUUUCCAGAUACUCAUAAGCAAGACAGAGCUUUCCACUCAUGUGCUAAGAUUCGGAUUAGAGUUUCCCAGUUUGCGAUUCAGUUGCUCGAAAAAGCGAAAGAGGAUUUAAACCACAGUGGAACACUUUGUUAUACCCCAUUUGCAGUUGCAAGACUUCAGAACAUAAGUCUGGAUUCUUUGGUCACGGAGCUUGAGAAGUAUAACCAGAUUGUUGUACAGUCAUUGACUAUUGAUGUGAAGUGGACGGGAGCUCCUGUAGCAUCAAUGUUUCGUAGACAUCGGUUAGACUACAGUGAUGCAGAUGAUAGCAUACUCAAAAUCUUUGUUGUCCUGCUUGCAGCGGGCUCUGAUGUUAAACAAGUUAAAUAUUCAUCUGUUAUACUGCAGCCAAUUGAUUUGAAUAUUGAUGAGGAUACUUUGAUGAAAAUCGUCUCAUUUUGGAGAACCUCUCUUAGUGACUCAAAUUCAAGUCAGCAGUUUUAUUUUGAUAAUUUUGAGAUCCACCCAAUAAAGAUUAUUGCAACCUUUAUUCCUGGGGAGUCCUAUUCUAGCUAUAAUUCAGCCCAGGAAGCUUUGAGAACGUUGAUACAUAGUGUGGUAAAGGUUCCUCCUAUAAAAAAGGUGGUCGUGGAGCUAAAUGGUGUCUCGGUUACUCAUGCUCUAGUAACAAUUCGUGAAUUGCUAAUAAGAUGUGCACAACAUUAUUCAUGGUAUGCCAUGAGGUCAAUUUCCAUUGCUAAAGGUAGUGAACUACUGCCCCCAGGUUUUGCGUCAAUCUUUGACGACUUGGCUUCAUCCUCCCUUGAUAUCUUUUUUGAUCCUUCUCAAGGCUUGAUGAAUCUUCCUGGUUUCAAAUCGGGAACCUUUAAAUUUAUCAGUAAAUGUAUUAAUGGUAAAGGUUUCUCUGGAACAAAACGCUACUUUGGUGAUCUGGGUAAAACACUGAAAACAGCGGGGUCUAAUGUAAUUUUUGCGGCUGUUACUGAAAUAUCUGACUCUGUUCUGAAGGGGGCAGAAGCAAGUGGUUUCAAUGGGAUGGUGAGUGGAUUUCACCAAGGAAUAUUAAAAUUGGCUAUGGAGCCAUCGGUCUUGGGUACAGCUUUGAUGGGGGGUGGGCCAGACAGAAAAAUAAAGCUUGACAGAAGCCCUGGGGUUGAUGAGUUGUACAUUGAAGGAUACCUACAAGCUAUGUUGGACUCGAUGUAUAGGCUAGAGUAUCUUAGAGUGCGAGUGAUUGAUGACCAGGUUUUCCUCAAAAAUCUACCUCCUAACAGUUCCCUCAUAAAUGAAAUCAUGGAUCGUGUAAAGGGGUUCCUUGUGAGCAAAGCAUUGUUGAAAGGAGAUCCUUCAGCAGCUUCUCGCUCUUUCCACAAUUUUCCAUGGGAAACUGAAUGGAGUUUUGGAUCAACCAUCAUAACAUUGUGUGAACACCUCUUUGUGAGUUUUGCAAUCCGUAAAUUAAGAAGUGAAGCGGAUAAAUAUAUUGCGAUCAUCAAACCAAAGAAAGAGCCAGAAAAUGAUGAUAAGAAAGCGGUUGUUCCUGGAGACACAGGAGAAGUGCAGAGGGUAAGGUUUAUAUGGAAAUGGGGAAUUGUUAAAUUUGUGCUUUCAGGUAUCCUGGCAUACGUUGACGGAAGAUUAUGUCGAAGUAUCCCCAACCCUAUAGCUCGCCGAAUCGUGAGUGGCUUUCUGUUGAGUUUUCUCGACCAAAAUAAUGGUAGAUGAACCCUGUAACAUAGCUUAGCUAGGCCAGAUAAUCUUUUUUCCUUUUUGUAUAUAGCUCUAUUUCUUUUAAAACCUUUUAUGUAUUAUAUUUGCAUGUAAUGUUUCGUACUGUGUUUGAAAUAAGGUGAUCAUGAAAUCAUUCAGCCCAUCAAAAUGUUACGAGAGAAAAUAUAUUGGAAGACGAGGAAAUAUUCAACUUCGCUAA
Hibiscus syriacus is the source of this 9752-nucleotide messenger RNA. RefSeq lists its product as uncharacterized. The transcript is spliced from 36 exons. Gene Ontology annotation, biological process: protein retention in Golgi apparatus; protein targeting to vacuole. Lineage: Eukaryota; Viridiplantae; Streptophyta; Magnoliopsida; Malvales; Malvaceae. Bases 104 to 9547 code for a protein of 3147 amino acids. The record is from RefSeq and is a predicted model, not a curated record. Gene Ontology annotation, cellular component: extrinsic component of membrane.